GCUCUUCCUGCAGCGCACUCAGUACACAUAUACCAAUAUGCCAGAGUCGAGCUUACUAGAAGCCAGAGAAUUCGCUGAGAUCGCGAGUCAUUCAAAUGAUGAACUACAAGCGUGCUGCUAGGGGCUGACAUCGUUCUUCGAUUCAUGCGAUAUAUAAAAAGCCCCUAUGUAACUAUGCAAUCCCGACUGCUAGACUUGGAGAUUAGAAGAUACUACAAGCUAUUAUGUGUUCAAGCUGCAAGGUGCACUUCAAGGGAGGGAACGUUGGUACCUGCGGGAAGUGGACCAAUAACACCAAAUAGAGACAAAUAACGCGUUCGCGCGGCUCUGACAUUUUCCUCAUGAGAGUCGGGAAGCUUCCGAUUACUAUAUGCUGGCAUAGGCCCUGACUGGACAUAUCGCAACCGAAUCCUUCGGCAAUUUCAUGAGAGCAGCAAUAGGUACACAAUGAGAUUGGCACUGACGGUCUUCCUGGCAGUGUUCCUUUCGCCCGUGGGUUCCCUAGCUACCAUGUCUUGGUUUAAAACGAUUCCGAAUUCCGAUGGUUCCGACGUUACGUCUCGCCGCCCGAGCCGACCGGAUGAGGAGGAAAUUAUGAGCAUUCUCCACAUCUCAGAACAGUUUCGGUCUUAUCAACGCAGACCAGAUUGCUUUCGACGCGUGGCUGCGUCGAUUCGUGCGCAAUGUAGCGAACUAGAAACAAGCGAAGAUGAAAGAAUUCAAGCCGCCAUUUCCUUGACAUUGUGCGAGCUUGCAACAGCCCAGCAUUCUCCUCCGAUGGAGUGUGCACUGUUCUCACCGAGGGAGGAGGCGCCAUCCUUCGCUAUUCGUGAAACGGAGCAGAGUAGAUGCGUUGAAGCUCUCUCGAGAAGCGCACAAUAUUGGUCAAGUUAUUCAGGAUAUCUACGCGAAGUCCCUCAACUGUGUUUCGCGUUUCGUCGAUGGAAUGACAUAGACACGGCCAAAGAAAUCUAUCACAAUUCCACGUUAGAUCAUAUUCGUUUCCUGUACCAACUAAAAACAUACGAAGAGAAAAGAGAGAAGAGCGAGGAUGAGACUCAUGUUAUCUUGCAGGAGAUCCAACAAGUACUCUCGGGGUUCGGUGCGGCUUCAGCUGCACUGAGGCGUCACUCCGAGGGGUCUGCCGAGGCUUUCAAGAUGCAGGUAGAAAUGGCCAACUCGUUGGAGCACGUCCUGCUGAACUUUCAACGGCGGGGUGAGGACUCCCACCAACGCUGGCUAGCUGAAUUGAGUUCCGCAUCGAGCGUCCUCGUUGACAAACACGUUGCAUCCUUCGCUGCCUUGGUCCCAUCGCUUCAGGACGAACUGUUGACACAAGUCAAUGCCUUGUUCGAGAACACGCAUGAACAGCAUCUGAUGGUGCUGGAAGUAGCUCACGAAGUUCGCCGAUCGCUGUCAUUUUUAGGUGAUAAUAUUGGUGUCGUCCACCAGUCCGUAGAGCGGCUUUCCGCUAGGACGCUUGAGGUCGCAUCUCACCUGGAGUCGCAUGCUCGCGAGGCUCAAAACGUUUACCGUAUCCAACGGGAUGCCAUGCAAACUGCGGAACACCUCGCCGGCGCCCUUCUUGAGCUUUCUCAUCAGACCCGAGAGGAGAUGAGUACUAUCAACGGGACUGCUUCCGCCGUCGUCGAUGGUCUGUGGGCUCAGAGUCAAUCUCGUGGCAACUCGCUGAGUAUCAAUGGUUGGACCAAAGCCGCCCUCUUCUGGAUGCUCGAAAUAGUGCUGCGAGUGGAUUCCAAGUACUUUGACUCUCUAGUGCAAUUGCCUGUGUUUCGUUUCGUUGGCAUCAUCUGGCAUAUCGUGUGGUACUUGUUACAGAUGAGCUUUUCAUCGGCCAUGAGCAUGGCGGUCCUCUUCUUCUCUACAAGACUCUGGCUGUCUGGCUCAUCCGAGUCCGGCCAUGUCUCCGUUUCGCAGGGCCUGGGCAAAGGAAAGUGCGCAAAUCCAGUGUCACCGAACGACCUCAAAUUAACUAGCGUUGCCCUAUGCCCUGACUCCCACAAUGCUUUUGUCGCCUUUCCUGGCUCUCGAUGCCACCCUCGUUCACGUACAUCGCGAAUUCCAGAUAGGCUACUCAGUGCUUCAAUCGAUUCCUUUCGCCUUUGAUGUCUCAACUCAGGCUUUUCGCCUUGGCUUCUUUCUUCUACUAUUGCACAAUUCGGACAGAACGUCGCUCAACUCACUUUUCGCUUUCAGUCGUCAUUCAAAUGGAUUCUAAUCCCAACCGUAGCAUUACUCGAUAUUUCCCUGUGGUCGCCGCUGUGUUUCAAAUGAUGUAGCCUAGCAAUCUUUAUAAGACAUGCACUCCUUGAUAUUGUCUUUACGGUUG
Somion occarium is the source of this 2350-nucleotide messenger RNA. The record is from the annotation of a GenBank genome assembly. NCBI's taxonomy places the organism in Eukaryota, Fungi, Basidiomycota, Agaricomycetes, Polyporales, Cerrenaceae.